AUGCUCUCGCAACGGGUUGCUCGCGCUGCCAGCGCCGCUCGGCAAUCGCCAGCGACACGGGCUUUUUCGACAACUCUUGCGGCCCGGAGCGACCGGCCGCCAACGUUGGGCGAUAUCCAACCAGACCAACACGACGCCUUCAACAGCCGGCAGAAGACAUUCCGAUCGCAGCUUGUGGAGGCACAGAAACAACGGGAAGCCAGUGGGUUUAGUUCAUCCUCCUCCCGUUCCAGCUCCCCUUCCUCUUCCUCUCUUUCCUCGGCCCAGGGCCUUGGGUCGCUGAGCACAGCCCCUCCUGGUACAGAUAACGUAGCCCGCGCUGCCGACGAACAACCCUCGCGCAAGGCGGGCCCCCUGACCAACCUCAUCUAUGGCACGAAGGAAGGCCGCGAAAUGGAUGCCCAGAUUGAGGCUAGUUUCAGUCAGGUCCUGGCCCGCGGCAAGUACGUGCACUCAAUCGAGUUCCACGAUGUCAAACCCGAGUGUGUGGAGGAAUACAUUGCUCUCGUGGGCAAAUGGUACCCCCAAGUCGCCACCGCCGCCGAGAAUAAGGUGCACCUGGUUGGGAGCUGGCGGACCGAAGUCGGCGAUUGUGACACAUUCGUCCAUAUCUGGGAAUACCAACGGUACCAGGGUUUCCACGCCUCGCUGAACACGAUCUCGCGCAACCCGCAGUACCCCGAUUUUGAGAAGAAGCUCCGCAGCCUCGUCCAUGGCAAGCGCACCUCGCUCAUGCAGGAAUUCAGCUUCUGGCCCACGACCCCACCACGCCAGCUAGGCGGUCUUUUUGAGCUGCGGUCGUAUACUUUGCACCCGGGUAACCUGCUCGAGUGGGAGACCCACUGGCGGCGCGGCCUUAAGGCGCGGCGGGAGGUGAUGGAAGGGGUGGGAGCGUGGUUUGUGCAGAUCGGCGACCUCAACACGGUGCACCAUCUAUGGCAGUUUGCCGAUCUGGAGGAACGCAAGAUUCGCCGUGAGAAGAGCUGGAGCAUAGAAGGCUGGGCUGAGACGGUGCACAAGACAGUUCCUCUGAUUCAAGAGAUGAAGAGCCGUAUCUUGGUGCCUAUGCCAUGGUCACCAGUGGCUUAA
Molecule: messenger RNA, 1089 nt
Organism: Dichotomopilus funicola
Lineage: Eukaryota; Fungi; Ascomycota; Sordariomycetes; Sordariales; Chaetomiaceae
Exons: 2
Coding region: 1-1089 (362 amino acids)
Cellular component (GO): mitochondrion
Source: RefSeq, a predicted model, not a curated record